UGACCUAGUCAACUGUAAGUGAAUGUCAUUUUUACGUUAGUUUUUGUAAAUAUUCGUGGUUAUGGUACAGCAGACGGGUAGAAUUGUUACAAUUAAAGCCUGUCAGCUUUCACUGUCCGUGAUCAGAAGUUAUGCAACAACUACAGAAAGAUUUGUUCCUAAAUACAAAAAUGUCACAAGUAGUGAUGUACAAAUCCUUUCCGAAUUCAUUGACAAAGGACGGAAUAUUCUAGUUAUGACAGGCGCUGGUAUUUCAACAGAAAGUGGUAUUCCGGAUUACAGAUCUCAGGGAGUUGGCCUGUACGCCACGAGCAAAAGCAGACCUGUCAUUUAUCAGGAUUUUGUGAAAAGUGAAAAAGUUCGACAGAGAUACUGGGCCCGAAAUUUCAUAGGCUGGCCUAUGUUUUCAUCAGUUCAACCAAAUAUUUCACACAAAUUUCUAAAGAAAUUAGAGGAUUUGGGCAAAGUUUGCUGGUUAGUGACUCAGAAUGUGGAUGCCCUGCAUUACAAGGCAGGGAGCACUAAACUGACAGAACUGCAUGGCAGCACUCACAGAGUCGCGUGCAUGAGAUGUGACUAUAAAGUACCAAGAAGUGAGUUACAAGUUAUGAUAGAGACACUUAAUCCAACUUGGAGAGCUUUUUCAAAUGAACUAGCGCCAGAUGGUGACAUACAGUUAUCACAGGAGGAAAUAGAAGGGUUUCAGACUCCACUUUGUCCUAAAUGCUCAGGGCCCUUGAAACCAGAGAUCAUCUUCUUUGGAGAUAAUGUUCCAAAGAGUACUGUAAAUUUUGUUUUUGAAAAAGUGCAGGAAUGUGACAAAGUACUAGUCAUUGGAUCAUCAUUAGAGGUAUACUCUGGUUACAGAUUUGCACUGCGGGCAUCGGAAAUGAAAAAACCCAUUUCACUUUUAAACAUUGGACCUAACCGAGCAGAUAAAUUGGCUGACUUGAAAAUAGAUGCCAAGUGUAGUGAUGUGUUAAAACAAGUAACUUUAUCAUGAUUAAGUGCUUAUGUUAGCUGCAAAAAUGUGGCCCUCUCCCAUUUUUUCCAAAAAAUAUAAGAUUAAACAAAUCGGAGAGGGCUACAUUAUUGCAGCUAAGCACUAGUAUGUAUAGAGUUUUGGACCAAAAUCACAUGAUUUUCUGAGACUGCGUGAGAUUUUAUUUAUAUACCCUUGUAAGAAAGAUUGAUUUUAAAUAAAAGUUAUGGAAGAAAA
Messenger RNA from Saccostrea cuccullata (small rock oyster), 1219 nucleotides. RefSeq names its product NAD-dependent protein lipoamidase sirtuin-4, mitochondrial-like. The record is from RefSeq and is a predicted model, not a curated record. Gene Ontology annotation, cellular component: mitochondrial matrix; nucleus. The coding region runs from base 62 to 1003 and encodes 313 amino acids. The transcript has 3 exons. Gene Ontology annotation, molecular function: NAD+ binding. NCBI's taxonomy places the organism in Eukaryota, Metazoa, Mollusca, Bivalvia, Ostreida, Ostreidae.